CAUUAGUGACAUUAUAAUUUUUGAGAAAUAUUAUCCUGCAUAUAGCAAUACAGAAAAAAAAUGUUGUUUAUGACGCGACUUAGUGAUUUCUGUUCUUUGUAGGCUUUCAUUUCUCUUUUAUAUUUAUUAGGUAGUGAAACUAUCUUCUUUUUAGUGAUAUAAGUAGAAAACUAAUUGUGUUUAUAAUUAAGUGAACAUGGCUGAUUUUUUGGAAUCCGAAGCUGAGGAGAGCGAGUUGGACUCGGAAGAAGACGAGAAACCAGCGGAACGGAAAAAGCCAAAACGUAAAGCUGCGGUGCAAAGCGACGACGAAGAAGAUGAUGAGGAUGACGAGGAACGACUCCGAGAAGAGUUGAAAGAUUUAAUUGAUGAUGCACCAAUAGAAGAGUCUGGGAGUGAUGGUGAAGACUCGGACGCUAGUGAAGGUCCAAAAAAGAGGAAAAAGAGUGAUGAUGAACUAGACGAUAGGUUAGAGGAUGAAGAUUAUGACUUGAUUGAAGAGAAUUUAGGUGUAAAAGUUGCUAGAAAUAAAUUCAAAAGACUGCGGCGUCUAGAGGAUGACGACAGUGACAACGAAGGUGCCGAUGAUCCAGAGCUGGAGAGAGAGGUCAUCGCUGAAAAGUUGUUUGUUGGUGGUUCUGAUGAGGAGGAUGAAAAUCGUUCAGAAUCAGCUGCUCCAAGGGAAGUUGAGUAUGAUGACGAGAACGAGGAUAUGGAAUCAGAUGCUGAUGAUUUUAUAGUAGAUGAUGAUGGCAGACCAAUAGCUGAAAGAAAAAAGAAACGGAAACCUAUGUUUGCUGAUGCUUCCUUGCAAGAAGGUCAAGAUAUAUUCGGUGUGGACUUUGAUUACGAUGAGUUUGAGAAAUAUGGUGAAGAAGAUUAUGAGGAUGAGGAAGAUGAUGACUUUGAGUAUAUUGAUGAUGAGGACGAGGAGGGCGAAAAAAGAAGGACUAAAAAAGGCACAGCUAAGAGACCUAGCAAGAAGUCCAUAUUUGAGAUUUAUGAACCGAGUGAGCUGAAGAGGAGUCAUUUUACCGACUUGGAUAAUGAGAUACGUAAAACCGAUGUCCCUGAGAGAAUGCAAAUCCGAGAAGUGCCUAUAACUCCGGUGGAGGAAGGCAGCACUGAACUGGAAGAUGAAGCCGAAUGGAUCUACAAACAAGCUUUCUUAAAGCCUCCCGUUUCGAAGGCAGAUGCACAAGAGGCUAGAGAGCGGUCUAGACGAGGAUCCAGUACUGUAGUGAAGAUCCGACAAGCCUUAGAUUUUAUGAGAAAUCAGACUUUGGAGGUGCCAUUCAUAGCAUUCUACCGCAAGGAGUACGUCCAACCUGAGCUGAGUAUAAAUGACCUGUGGAAGGUCUACAAGUACGAUGCUAAGUGGUGUCAGUUAAAACAGCGUAAAGAGAAUUUGCUUCGACUCGUCGAGAAUAUGCGCGAAUUUCAACUGGAUAAAGUUAUGGCAGAUCCGGACGCACCGAUACCUGACAACAUGAGGCUCAUCAAAGAUGAGGAUAUUGAGAGAAUCAAGAAUGUACAGACUCCCGAGGAACUCCGUGACGCUCACUCACAUUUCUUCUUGUAUUACUCCAACGAUUUGCCUGAAAUGCAGAGAUUGCAACGCAUGAAAGAAAAGAAAAAGGAGUUAGAGGAAAAGAAGCGUCUAGCGCGUGAAGAGGCGGAGAAGAACGGUGAGGAUCCAGAAGAGGCAGCGGCCGCCGUCGUGGCCGCACAGCCCGAUGAAGAGCCCGACGUUAAGUACGCGGCGCGCUCCGGGCCCUACGAGCUGUGCCGCAAGGCCGGCAUCGAGCCACUGGUCAAGAAGUUCGGUCUAAGUCCCGAGCAGUUUGCGGAGAAUGUUCGCGACAACUACCAGAGGCACGAAGUAGAACAGCCGCCCGUACCACCGCUAGAGGCCGCCGAAGCCUUUACGUCGGCGGGCUUCUCGGCGGCGGAGGCGCUGCGGCGCGCCGUGUACAUGUGCGGCAUGCAGCUGGCGCGCGAGCCGCUGCUGCGCGCCACGCUGCGCGACGCGCUGCGCGAGCGCGCGCUGCUCAGCGUGCGCCCCACCGCGCGCGGCCUCAAGGACAUCGACGAGGGACACCCCUGCUUCAGCAUGAAAUACCUUAAGAAGAAGCCAGUUCGCGAUCUGACCGGCGAUCAGUUCCUAAAGCUCACGACCGCCGCGGAAGAUAAGCUACUGGAAAUAAACAUCAGUGAACAGAUUGAGGGCAACACUGGCCCUAGUUAUUUAGAAGAAUUGAAGCAGUUGUACCAAAAGGAUGAAUUUGCAGCAACCGUUCAAGCGUGGAAUGAGCUAAGAGCGGAAGCAGUCACACUCGCUCUCACCAAAAUAGUAAUGCCGGAGCUUAGACGAGAAUUGCACGCUGUUCUAUUACAAGAAUCUAAAGAUUACGUUUUAAAGUGCUGUCGCCGAAAAUUGUACGACUGGCUGAAAGUAGCUCCCUACGAAUCAAGAGUGUCUGAUGAUGAUGACGAAGAAUGGGAUGCUUCCAAUGGAGUGCGCGUGCUGUCCAUCGCGUACGUGCCGGACCGCGCGCACUGCGCCUUCGCGUGCGUGGUGCAGGCGGGUGAGGUGGCGGACCACCUGCGCCUGCCGCACCUGCUGCUGCGCCGCAACGCCUGGGACGCGCUGGAGCGCCGCAACAAGGAGGCCGACAUGACGGCGCUGCGCCGAUUUAUACUGCGUAAGAAACCCCACGUCAUAGUGAUUGGUGGUGAGUCUCGCGACGCUCUCAACGUCAAGGCAGACGUCACGGAAUGCGUGCAGCAACUCGUUGAGGACGAACAGUUUCCGCGCAUUCCAGUAGAAAUCGCAGACAAUACUAUAAGUAAAAUAUACAGCAAUAGCAUAAAAGGACGAAAUGACUUCAGAGAAUAUCCAGAUACGCUACGGCAGGCGAUAUGUCAAGCUCGCUUAUUACAAGACCCUCUCAUGGAAAUAUCACAACUCUGUGGGCCAGAUGAAGAAAUCCUAUGUCUAAGGUAUCACCCGCUUCAAGACCACAUAGCAAAAGAAGACUUACUUGAUGGAAUCGAACUGGAAUUUGUUAAUCGUGUUAAUGAAGUCGGUGUGGAUGUAAAUGAAGCCGUUUUAACAGGAAGAGGAACAGAACUGUUACAAUUUGUAUGCGGUUUAGGUCCAAGAAAGGCACAAGCUCUCAUCAAAUUAUUUAAACAAACCAAUCAAAAACUAGAAAACAGAACACAACUUGUCACAGUAUGUCAUAUGGGUCCAAAAGUCUUUAUCAAUUGUUCUGGUUUUAUCAAAAUUGAUACAAAUAGUCUGGGUGAUAGUACCGAAGCUUAUAUAGAAGUUUUGGAUGGUUCUCGAGUUCACCCAGAAACUUAUGAAUGGGCAAGGAAAAUGGCCGUCGAUGCGUUAGAGUAUGAAGAUGAAGACGCUAAUCCAGCCGGUGCUUUAGAAGAAAUCCUUGAAGCUCCAGAAAGACUUAAAGACUUGGACCUUGACGCAUUUGCAGAAGAAUUGGAACGUCAAGGUUUUGGUAACAAGAGCAUAACGCUAUACGAUAUACGAGCAGAACUAAAUUCUAGGUAUAAGGAUCUUAGAGUUCCUUAUCGUUCGCCUACAGCGGAAGAAUUGUUUGAUAUGCUUACCAAAGAGUCUCCGGAGACGUUCUAUGUAGGAAAAAUGGUGUUAGCGACAGUAAUUGGUAUCACGCAUAGAAAACCUCAAAGAGAAAUGUUAGACCAAGCCAAUCCUGUCAGGAACGAUGAGACUGGCUUGUGGGAAUGUCCUUUCUGUCACAAGAAUGAUUUCCCUGAACUCUCAGAGGUAUGGAAUCACUUCGAUGCAGGCGCAUGUCCAGGUCAAGCAACGGGGGUUAGAAUUCGUCUCGAUAAUGGUCUUUCAGGAUAUAUUCAUAUAAAAAAUCUAUCGGAUCGACACGUGACAGAUCCAACAGAGAGGGUGCGGAUAGGUCAGACCAUACACUGUCGAAUUUUGAAGAUUGACGUUGAAAGAUUUUCCGUGGAUUGCUCUUCGAAAUCGUCAGAUUUAUUGGAUAAAAAUAAUGAAUGGAGGCCUUCAAAAGAUCCAUAUUACGAUCAAGAGGCAGAAGACAAGGACAUUCGUAAGGAUAAAGAAGCGAAACAGACUAAGGAGCGUUUGCAAUACGUAAAACGGGUUAUAGUACACCCCGCUUUCCACAACAUCAGUUUUGCAGAGGCUGAAAAACUUAUGGAAAACAUGGCCCAAGGUGAAGUCAUCAUCAGACCUAGUAGUAAGGGUUCUGAUCACCUCACUGUGACGUGGAAGGUGGCAGAUGGUAUAUGUCAGCACAUUGACGUGCGAGAGGAAGGCAAAGAAAAUGCGUUCUCCUUAGGUCGUAGUUUAUGGAUACAAGGUUCCGAGUUCGAAGACCUUGAUGAAAUUAUUGCGCGACACGUCACUCCCAUGGCGGGACACGCGCGGGACCUCAUAUCCUACAAAUACUACAAGCCCCUCGGCGGCAUGAGGGAUAAGGCCGAGGAGAUCCUGAAGGAGGAAAAGGGGAAGAACCCCAAUAAGAUUCACUACGUCAUAUCCGCCGCUAAGAACCACCCCGGCAGGUUUCUCCUGUCGUAUUUGCCGCGCGCACGCUGCACGCACGAGUACGUCUCGGUGACGCCCGACGGGUACAAGUUCCGGCAGCGCAUGUUCGACUCGCUGGGCGGCUUGCUCAGGUGGUUCAAGGAGCACUUCCGGGACCCGCCGCCCUCCGGCACGCCCGCCCAGCGCACCCCCGCGGCCCGCACCCCGCACGCCGCGCUCGCCUCCGCGCUCUACCACACGCCCGCGCCGCACACGCCCGCCUUCCACACGCCCGCGCACACGCCCGGCCCCGCCUACGUGAACACGCCCUACACGCCGUCCGCGCAGACGCCCUACAUGACGCCCUUCGCCACGACGCCGCGCCAGCCCGACUUCCUCACCCCGGCGGCGCCGCGGCACCGCCAGGUGCAGCUGCCCGUGUACGCGGAGCCGUCCGACUGGCAGAAGGCGGCGGAGGACUGGGUGCGGCACCGCUCGGUGCGCGACACGCCCGCCACGCCGCGCAGCGACGGCACGGGCACGCCGCGCUCGGAGCCGCGCUCCACGCCGCGCCACGACGCGCGCGCCACGCCGCGCCACGACAUGCGCGCCACGCCGCGCCACGACGCGCGCUCCACGCCGCACGGGCCCGCCUCGGGCCGCUCCUCGCGCGCGCACUCGCUGCGCUCCACGCCGCACACCAACACGUCGCCGCGCUCCAUGUCGCUGGGCGACGCGACGCCGCUCUACGACGAAAACUAGGACGCGCGGCACUCGUCCGACCGAGAGAGAGAGAGAGAGAGAGAGAGAGACAGCGGUGCGUUCCGCCAAGCGUACUCGAAGCGCGCCGCGUUCGUUCAUCGUGAUUUCGCGCGAGACUAGAUAUUAUUCGUCUCGUAAUAGACAUAUCUGUACUCUUCACUUAUUCUCUUUUACUCGUAACUUGUAUAUUUCGCCACGAUGACGGAGCCCUGCAGCGUUUCGAAAUCUAAGAGUAGAUAAAUGAAUUGAAACACCCGGGUCUCGGAGUGAAUAGAUAGCCAAGGUAUAUAAUAUUCGAAGAAAUUGAUUUCUCUCUAAAAACGAUAUAUUGUAGUGAGUGAUAUUUUGCCGAAUAGUGCACUUUUUAUAUUUUGAGGCGUUUUAUUUCGUCGCGAACUACGUCGGCUUUGUCCAAUAUAUACGAUUAUGAUACUUAUUUUAUUUAUUAAUUUUUCAUUUGAAACUUUAGGUAAUAUUAAUACAUCUAUAUAUUUUUUUAAUAUACCAAGUAGUUGGUAGCAUUUAAAAUGUAAUCCUUCCAAAUAUGUCAAGCGUCAGAUGAUGUUCCCGCAUGUUGCGGUGUGACACAGUGAUGUGUGGUAUCUACAGUGCAAUUGAUCCAAAAAACAAUAGAAAUGCCUUAUAGAUGGUUAGUGACGACAGGCACGUGAUGUAUUGUUGCUAACUUGCGGGAAAACUAAUAAAGGUUAUGACAAAUAA
Messenger RNA from Melitaea cinxia (Glanville fritillary), 6034 nucleotides. It is a transcript of the gene Spt6, whose product is annotated as transcription elongation factor SPT6. Gene Ontology annotation, biological process: transcription elongation by RNA polymerase II; transcription elongation-coupled chromatin remodeling; nucleosome organization. The transcript is spliced from 24 exons. Gene Ontology annotation, cellular component: transcription elongation factor complex. Lineage: Eukaryota; Metazoa; Arthropoda; Insecta; Lepidoptera; Nymphalidae. The coding region runs from base 197 to 5314 and encodes 1705 amino acids. Gene Ontology annotation, molecular function: DNA binding; histone binding; nucleosome binding. The record is from RefSeq and is a predicted model, not a curated record.